AUGCCGCCGACUGAUGGUACCAAAUUCCCUGCGAACGACUGUUCGCCACUUUCUCUCUCUAAAACCGCCACUACCACUUGCGCCUCUCUCCUCCGUGAACUCCAGAAAAUAUGGGAUGAAAUUGGAGAAAGCGACACUGAGAGGGAUAAGAUGCUUCUUGAUUUGGAGCAGGAAUGCCUUGAUAUAUAUCGUAUGAAGGUGGAAAAGAGUAGAAAGAACAAAGCUGAGUUACUUAAGUGUUUGGCCGAAUCUGAAGCUGAAAUUGCUCAAAUUGCCUCUGCCCUUGGAGAAACGGUUUCUGUACCUCAGUACAAAAAGAAUAAAUGCAACCUUAAGCAGCAAAUUUCUGUUAUAUGCCCCAUUCUGGACAGUUUGAGGCUAAAGAAACAAGAGCGAACUAAAGCGAUUUCCGAAAUAGAAUACCUCAUUGCAGGGAUAUCUGCAGAAAUAGCAGGCAAUGAUCCAAAUAUGAGUUCUAACAGAGUUCAAGUGGAUGAACAAGACUUGACCACCAAGAAGUUGAGUGAUCUGAAAUCUUACCUUAAGGAGCUUCAGUUUGAAAAGAAUCUGCGCCUGCAGAAAGUUAAUAGUCACAUCAGUACAAUCCAUGAACUUUCAGUAGUCCUGUCUCUAGAUUUUAAGAAAAUAAUGGCUGAAGUUCAUCCAAGUCUAGUUGAUGCUGUUGCUGGUCAAGCUAAGAGCAUCAGCAACGAAACACUUGCUAGAUUAACUAGUGAGAUUAACUUACUGAACCAAGAGAAACAACAGCGGCUACUGAAGGUAAAAGCUCUUGGAAGAAGUCUUGUAGAGCUCUGGAACCUUAUGGAGAUGUGUACUGAAGAGAAAUCAAAAUUUGAUCACAUCACUUCCUUAAUCAGUUACACUGUUGACAAGGUUUUGAGUCCUGGAUGUCUAUCUGUUGAUGUCAUAGAUCAGGGCGAAGCUGAAGUUGAGCGUCUAAAUGUUCUGAAAGCCAGUAAGAUGAAGGAUCUUAUAUUUAGGAGGCAAUCUGAGCUUGAAGAAAUAUGCGAAGCUGUACAUAUGGAUGCUGAUGGUGAUAAAGCACGGAAGAUUCUCACUUCUCUUAUGGAUUCUGGUAGUAUGGAUCUUUCUGAGCUUUUAUCUAGCAUGGACGCUCAAAUAGUAAAAGCCAAAGAACAGGCCCGAAGCAGAAAGGACAUUUUGGAUAAGGUGGAGAAAUGGAGACAAGCAUCUGAGGAGGAAAACUGGCUCGCUGAGUAUGAAAGAGAUGAAAAUCGAUAUAGUGCGGGAAGAGGAGUGCACAAGAAUUUGAAGCGUGCAGAAAAAGCAAGAAUCUUAGUUGGCAAAUUACCAUCACUUGUUGAGAGUUUAACUGCAAAAGUAAAAGCCUGGGAACUAGAGAAAGGAAUGCCAUUUCUGUAUAACAAGGUAAUGUGGCUGAAAGGCAUUUCAUCAUUUGGCAUUCUGUAUCCGUUAGUCUUUGAGGUUCAACUUCCCUUCUUACAGACUCCUUUAUUGCGGACGUUGGAGGAAUUCACCAUCUCCCGACAAGAAAAAGAAGAGGAAAAACGCCGAUCUCGAGAACAAAAAAAGCUUCAAGAUCAAUUAGCUGCAGAACAAGAAGCAAUGUUUGGUUCGAAGCCGAAUGUCAAAAAACCUCUGGUUCAGAACACAAAUGCUAAUACAAUGGUCGCAACACCAAACAGUAGACGUGUUGGGACUCCCUGGACUCGACCGACAAAGGAUAGAAGAGAGAGUGGUAGAGUGGGUACUGUUAUUCCCAUAAACUAUGUGGCUCUUCAGAAAGAGGAUAGAGGUGCUUAG
Messenger RNA from Striga hermonthica, 1806 nucleotides. Lineage: Eukaryota; Viridiplantae; Streptophyta; Magnoliopsida; Lamiales; Orobanchaceae. The record is from the annotation of a GenBank genome assembly.